Vespa crabro (European hornet) is the source of this 1131-nucleotide messenger RNA. It is a transcript of the gene Arl6IP1, whose product is annotated as ADP-ribosylation factor-like protein 6-interacting protein 1. Lineage: Eukaryota; Metazoa; Arthropoda; Insecta; Hymenoptera; Vespidae. Bases 281 to 865 code for a protein of 194 amino acids. The transcript is spliced from 6 exons. The record is from RefSeq and is a predicted model, not a curated record.
GUUUAUUCGAUAUAAAUUAAUAUUAACAACAACAACAAUAAUAAAAUAAAAAAAUAUAUAUACAUAUAUAUGUAUAUAUACAUAUAUAUAUAUAUAUAUAUAUAUAUAUAUAUAUAUAAGGAAUUGAUCUCAUCGAAGCCGAUCUUGAAAUAUCGCCGUGCUUUGCGUUCCGCCGAUCUUCUUCUUCUCGGCGUCAACAUAUAUACGCGCCCCUUUUUUCAACUCAACGAGAACUAAAUUUAAAUACAUACUAUCUGCUCGUAUUCUUUUUUUGGACACGAUGCCAGACAACGCGAGCUCCGAAAAGGAGAAGCAUAUGAAGCAAUUGAAGAGAAAAAUGGAAUGCUGGCGCGAAGUCGUUCUUCCAUUAAACUCUAUUUUGUUGUGGGAAAGACCUUGGUAUCCUGCAUUAAUUCUUGGCCUUACUACGACUGUAUUUUGUAUGAUUUGGAUGUUGGAACCAGCAUUACUCACGUUAAUAUCUCUGUCCUUACUUGUACUGGCUCUUAUUGAUUACUUUGUCCCAACUAUUAUUUCUAUUUUUUGUACGGCUGAUAGUUGGACAGGACAAAAAGAAAAGAAAUUAAAUGAAAUUUGUCAUGAUCUAUCUGAGGCAAUUCUUCAAUUACAAAGUUUAUGGAGAUCCGUUGUUAAUAUACGUAACAGUCGUCCCAAUUUAUAUUAUGGAACAAUUAUGAUCUUUCUGAUGCUUUUUGCAUGGCUUGGAAAUACAAUUAAUAAUCUUCUUUUAUCUUAUCUAGCAGUUAAUGCUGUCUUACUUACACCGGGAUUUAAAUACAAGGGAAGAGCGCGAUCCGCCGUAAAAUACAUUCACAAUUAUUUAAUUCAAGAAAAAUUAUCAUAAAACAUUGGUCUCCGUGCAUGUAUUAUUUAUUCUUCAUUCUCUUCAUACACUUCGUUUGAUGCAAUUAAAUUAGUGUUAUUUAUAAUGUACAUGCUAUCUAAUGGUAUAUCGCAAUGGUUUAUAUACAUUUAAUUGUAUUACUUUUUAAAGGAAAAACCAAAGCUCUCUGUUUUCUAAAAAUAUUAUAAUGGACACUUUCCAUUUAUUGAUUGCAAAUUAAUAUUAAACGACUGAGAGUAACAUAAAUGGAAAGCAUCCUAUAUAUA